Phyllotreta striolata is the source of this 2653-nucleotide messenger RNA. The record is from the annotation of a GenBank genome assembly. Lineage: Eukaryota; Metazoa; Arthropoda; Insecta; Coleoptera; Chrysomelidae.
GCGAGCACACGCACUAUUUUUUAGUGCUAGCUUAUUACAGCAGAUGUCUCAUAGCCAUGUCCCAAUAAAGAAUAAGCGGUCCUCGGCUCUUCAUUUUUUGCGCGCUUCAAUUUUUAAUAUUCGCUCGUGAUGUGCACUGGCGGUCGGGUGCCAACUUGAUACCUACUCGAUUACUAUACUUACACUAUUAUUCAAAAUACUUAUUAAAGUGCGUUUUGACCAUUCAACAAAUCACCGCUAGAUAAACAGUUUUAUUUUUUUCUCAGUUUGAGUUGAAACAGUUUCGAAUUUGCCGCGACUUUUUUUUUAUUGUGCCUUUAAAACAAAGUGAAUUUUUCUAACGCGCGACCACCGUUAGACGAAAAUACGAUGUUAUUAACUUAACGAAUGGAUUUUGUGCAGAAAACGCAAACGUUUCGAUGACUAUUUCUUUAAGGUGAAUACUUUUUACGAUGGUAGAUACACAACAUUUCUGUCUGCGUUGGAACAAUUAUCAAAGCAGCAUAACAUCGGCCUUCGAGAACCUCCGCGAUGACGAGGAUUUCGUGGACGUCACUUUGGCGUGUGACGGCAGGAGCCUGAAGGCUCACAGAGUUGUUCUGUCGGCUUGCAGUCCGUAUUUUAGGGAAUUGCUCAAGAGCACCCCCUGCAAACACCCUGUGAUAGUUCUCCAAGAUGUCGCCUGGACGGAUCUGCACGCCUUGGUGGAAUUCAUCUACCAUGGAGAAGUCAACGUGCACCAGCGCUCCCUAUCGUCGUUCCUUAAAACGGCCGAAGUUCUCAGGGUUAGCGGCCUCACGCAGCAGCACGGCGACGGCCGAGAUCAGUUGGCACAAGUACAAAGUAUGGUCAGAUCGCAACAACAAUCAACCCCCUUAUCAAACCAUCACCCGACCUUUACUGAUAAGCUAGUAGAAGAUAGUUUAUUUACCUCUCCAUCCUCACCACCCCACGGGGCCACCGUGAAUCAGCUACUGAGGCGAGCGGCGGCCUUACAAUACAGGCGAGAAAGGAGGAUAUCAUCGGAUCCAGAAAACGAGCAUAAAAGAGCAAGAGCUGACCACAUAAUCAGCAAUAACAACAACAACAAUAACAGCGAAUUGAAUUUAUCGACGACGCAUCCUCCACCGCAAACGCAACCCGCCGAUUUCUCGCCCAGCGCCAUGAAGAAUAACGUGCUCAAUUUGAAUUUAAAUUCGACAAAAAACGAAAUAGAAGGGAAUGGGAUCAGCAGUACGGAUAGAGAAGCAUCCCCUUGUUCGCCUUCGCCCACGCUCGUCCAUUCCCGGUGCAACAACAACGACAACGACAACAAUAACAUUAAAAACGAACCCAUGGAACUGCUCUGCUCGACGAACCAGGACGACAACAGCAACGAUUCCGCGGACAUCACCAACGACAACGGCGCCGGGCCGGGACAGGGCGGGCCGCAUUCCGGAGGAAGUUCGGGAGGCGGCGGUGACCAUGAUGACCACGACAGUGCUAUCAGCCCUUAUUUGACGCCGACGGAGAGCAAAUUGUUCGCGACGGCGGCGGGAAGUUUUAAUUUUAGUAUGGCCGCCCUUGCCGGGGAUCCUUCAGUGCUCGGAGGGUUAAACCAAUCAUUACAGGGAAACGACAGUCUGGCAGGGACUUCACAAGCAGACCGUCGUCCGAACUUUCCGUUGCCUUUGAAUGCGACCCACCGGUGCGACGUGUGCGGCAAGCUGCUCAGCACGAAGCUGACGUUGAAGAGGCACAAGGAGCAGCAGCACCUGCAGCCGCUGAACAGCGCCGUCUGUGGCCUAUGCCGGAAAGUUUUUCGCACGCUGAACUCGCUGAAUAACCACAGAAGCAUCUAUCACAGGAGACAGAAAGAUCAUGCGAACUCCUCCUCUCACAAUCAGCCUGUUAAGCCCCCGCUAUGAUCUUGCAUUUAAAAUUUUCUUGAGACUAGACAAUAGACACGUUCCGAGAAACAUAUCUUAAGACGCCGAGCUAAAUUUUUAUAGACUAAUCGUAAUCUUAAAUAAUCUUAAGAUAUAUUUUUUGGAUUUGUAAAGAUUUCCAAUUGAAGCAAUUGAUUGUUAAUUAUCCGUCUAGGCGAUUAUUGUCAAGCAGUCGACUAAAAGAGGUUACACUUUAACUCUAUAUGCAAUUUAUCCAAAAAAAUUUUGUAUGUUUAAAAAAUAUUCUGUGUUUAUUCGGCAUGAAUUCGCUAAUUUAUUUAUUAUUGAGUUAUUGUGUAAUCUCGGUGUAAACAUAAGUGUAGAAACAGUGGAGAUACUAACGGUAUCGUAGGAAAUUGACAAUAUGAGUUUUUAUGACUUAAAAAUUUAUUUAUGUAUGAGACUGAAAAUUUUUUAAAUAUUAUAAAUAUUAUAAAAUAUUAUUAAUUCGGAACCAAAAAAAAUAAAAUUAAAUGUGAUGUUACUAAAAGGAAACGGAUAAACGACUGAUUUUCACAGGGUGUUUACUAAAUAUUAUUCAAAAGUUUUAAAUUAUCAUUUGAUGAAGAAGCUAGUGAGAUCUUUUUCUAGAAUUCGCGUUGAAAUAGAAAUAUGAAUAAUUUUUUAUUCUUUCUAUUUACUUUCAUAAAUAGAUUCAUAAAUGUUGAAUAUAACUAUUAUUGCACAUUUCUAUUUCAACGAAAAUUCAGAAAAAUAUCUUCAAG